GAGUUCACCGCGCCGCCAUUUUAGGUUUGUUUACGCGCGAAACUUGAAGCAGGGAGAACAUGUCUUUGCCAAUGAUAUUUCAUACCGCAGACUUACCUUUUGACGAUCGCAAAUGCGUUUAUGACGAUAUAUUAGGCUCGUGCAAACCAGAUGAAGUGUCAGACAGAAUAGUAAAGUAUGUUGCUCAAAAUGUGGAGGCGAGUGGUUGGCAGGCAGUUUGGAGAAGUACACCUAAAUCCAGCGGACAUCAUCAACCAUUUGACCUACUUGUACAGGUAAUAACUGCAACAUCGUCUGGAUAUGUUUUCACUAAAACUGGUAUAUUUACUGUUACAACUGGCCUAUUGUAAGUGAUGUUUAUUUCAGUCGAUCGACCUUGGCAUGCAAUUAAAGCAGUAACGGUACAAUGGCCAUGUUGUUUUGUUUUUAAUACUACUGGCUGGGGUUUUUGUCAUUUCGCCAUUUUUAUUUUUUCCUGCAGUUUCUAUUAAUCUACCCUUACUGAGUUAAGUUUGUGUUCAUGAUUUUAAAAAAGUUUGUUUACAGUGGCAAAUGUACUUACCUAGCUUAUCCAGCUUGUUUACAGGCACUCCAUACAAAUAAGCUUAAUAGAAACAAAUAAUUCAAAUACAGCAUAACAGGAUUAAAAACCCCAACUGGCAGGAGGCAACCAGUUGGCUAUUUACAAGCGUGGAUGAGAAUUUGGACUUGGGACGACCGAGUACAAUCCCAGCAAGUGGCAAAAGUGGAACUCAAACACGGGACUGCCACAGUGCAAGCACAACACGGUGACCAUUUGGCCAUGCUUCCUCCCAAAGUUUAUGUAAACAUGAAUGAUGGUUCCACUUAAUGUAUACAGUUGACGGCAGGCUGAGUUGAUUGAAACUAUUACAUUUCCUUCCCCUGUCAGCUCCCCUUCAACCUUGGCAACCCCAAGUUGUCCUACAGUUGCUUGCCAUAGUGGGUGCAGACCCUCUUCCCCUGGGAUGAUUUUUUUACAGGGGGCAAGUCAAAUUAAUUUCAGUUAAACCAUCCUUAAGUGACCACUCAUAACGACAAGAUGAACAUGAAAGUUAUCUGAAUGAAUAGUGCCUCUGAGUUCCAGAGUAUAUACAAAAAAAUAACAAAUUAUUUGUGGCAUCCCAAACCUGUAGAUGAUCAGACAUAUUCAGCUGGUCAUUAACUGCAGGUUAAAAACAGCAAAACAAUAUUAAUCAAUAACUCUUGAAAGUGAUCAUGUAGUCAGAGUGGAUCACUUCAAGAGAUUAGCAUUUUUUGAAAAUGUUGGUGUUUUGGAUAAGUAUUCACCUUUGAGGGAGGCCUGUACAUGAUUUGCUACUCCUGAGCACAGGAAGCCCACACUAACUGAGUGAACCUUUGUAAUGUUUGAAUUUGGAGGAAAUGUAUGAGAAUAUGGAAAAGGUUCAGGAAUAAACAAAGACAUGCCAAAGUUAGUAAAAUGCUGGAGAUUGAUAACAAUGGUGCUUGAUGGCAAUACUAGGCUGAUUUAGCAACAGAACAGGAACAAAUUCAACAACUGGCUUGAUGAAUGGCAGAGCAGCAAAUUGGGCACCGGAAGUCGUGUGGUCUGGCAUUCUGCAUGCAAAUGUAGGGAAACUAACAAGCAAGCAAUGGCCUUUACAAAGCCAGGCACAAAGAUUCACCAUGAAUUCGAUACUAUUUCUGUAAUGUUGAAAUUUUCCAUGGCUUUCAAAUUUCACUAAAAUGCUUAGCAAUGAUUAAGCUCUCAAAGAACCGAUUUUUUUUAAAAUUACAGAGUAAUUUUUAAACUGUUGCUUUAAAACCAAAGAUGACACCUUUUUGUGCUUACAUGAGCAAAUAUAUCUUUUAUCUUGAAAGAAAUAAAAGCCAGGUAUAUAAAUUUGGAUUGUUACGGGCACUGUAAAUCAUCAUUUUUAAUAAUUAAAGAAACAAAAAGUGAAAAAGACAUUUUUUGGGAUGCAAAAUGUUUGAAACAUUAUAUUUCAGUCCAUACUAUUAGCACACUGGAGGAUUUUACUAGAUUUCAAGAAAAUUCACAGUUUCCCAAGAUUUCACAUCAUUGUUAUUCUGUUGCAAUGGAAGUGGUGAUGUCAACAAAACAUAGUCUAAAAUUUUCUUCAAUGUUAGAUAUGUUGUUUCGUGUUUUUUUGUACAUGCACUAAAGCCAAAGUUAUGGAGCAUAACAAAUGAAGGGGUGAGACCUUGCAAACUGGGUGCAAGCCUCCUUAAUUCAUGCAAAAAUAUUUUUCCCAUGCCCUUUCCUGUGGUACAAAAACUAAGUUAGUAAAAAAAAAGCAUAACUAAUGUUCUGUUUUAAUUGAUUGACAGGUGUCAAAUGUUAAUUUUAGUAGCUUAACAGCUGAAAUUAGCAUCUGUGAGCCUCUGGUCUCAGACACACUGAGCAUCAUAGACACAGAAGGUAUAAAUGUAUAUCUCCUUCAUCACAAGAAUUCUGUUCCUUUGAUUGAGUUGUUCCCAGUUUAUGAUGAGUCAGGGCAGUGGGAUGAGACAGCAUUAGCAGUUGAACAUGUCAGGUUUGUACCAUGUGAUCAAUUUUAUUUUAUUUUAUUAGCUUUGCCACAAGACAAAAUAGGAUUUAGGGGAAAAGAAGAAAGAAUGGGUGUGGGGGAGGGGAUCUGAUUAGUAACUGGGAAACCAUAGCUUAAGCCUAUAAUAAUGAACCGAAAGAAACUAAACAGCAAAGUCCUGUUGAAAGUCAUUCUGUUUCCUAGGUCAUACUAUUGUACGGUGCUUUCAAAGGGACAUGAAUUUCUUCUCUCCUAUUUUGUUUUCUGUUUUUGUCCACUGCUCACUUUCCUUGGCUUCUCACUUUUUUGCUAGUCACUUUUUGUUUCCUGCUCCUCAGUUUUUAUCCGCUGCUGACUUUUUUUUUCCUGCCGCUCACUUUAUUCCACUCCUCCAUGGUAGGUACCUUGUAUAUGAUCAUUAUGGUGUAUCAUAUAAUUAUAGCCCUACAUAUCCUUACAUAGCCCAAUGUAGUAAUACAUAGCCAUACAACGACCUACGGAACCCAACAUAGCCAUGCAUAGCCCUAUAUAGCCAUACACAGCCAUACACCCACAAACAUAUCCAUACAUAGCCAUAAACAUGCUACAUAUGGCUAUGAAUGGCUAUGUAUGGCUGGCUAUGCAGAGCUAUGUAUGGCUAUGUUGGGCUACAUGUAUGUAAGGCCAUGUUGAGCUAUAUAUGGCUUAAUAAGGUACACUGUCACUAUGAUAAUCAUAUAUGAGGUACCUACCAAAAAGUGGAAGGACGGUUUUUUUGAGGGUACCAUCCUACUUUGAAGCUCUCUGGUAUCCCCACCUUUACUUUGAUCGUAAGUCUAACAUAUAGCAUGGAUAACAAAAAGAUCAAUCUACAAUACAGCAUAAAAUUUUUGGCGAUCGGAGUAAAUGUCACGUGGUUAUAGUGCCACGCCUUUUUGGGGUCUGAGUCGAAAUUCUGCUGUUGCCGGCAUUUUUUCAUGAAAAUCUCUCGGCUACAUAUAGUGGGUAUUAGUGCCUUGCGUUGAACAGAGUUUCACCAAAAUCGCAAAGACCCAAUGCGAGAAAUUCAGCGGUUUCCAAAUUUAGGUCAUAAUUUAUGCGAAAAUGAUAAGCAAACUUUACACGAUUAUAUCUAAUAAACUAUGAGAUUUAUCCCUUUAUUUUGGGGAUCGUUAUAACAGAUGGGUCCUUGCAAGUCAGCAAAAAGCUUUAGGGCCUUGUAAAUGCGCGCGAUUUCGAGCAAUGCAAACAUAUAGAAAUUAUAGUUUUAGCUAUUUGUUGACGUUUGUCAGCGUUUAAGAGUCCUUCUCACGAAAAAAGCAUUUUCUUAAAAAUUCGUAGUCUUUUUUCCUUCAAAUUUUUUCAGGGCCACAAUUGAUUAACUAACUACCCGGAUUCUGAAUUUCCAUAAGCCCAAGCUUGAGUAAACAUUGAAGAUUUUUAGCGUUUUGGCUGAGUUUGUGCUUUGGGAGUUUUCUAUUGUUUCUAGUCUGUUAUGAUACAGCAUUCUUGUUCAGCACGCGUGCAAUGACCGCGCUUGGCUGACUUCCGAAUGCUCACCGAGAUAUGAUAAUUUUGGUACGGUGAAAAUAGCCGUGAGAAGGGAUUCCCGUCACGUAACGUCUAGACAUGAACACCCUCAGCGCUUUGUAUACUGCAUCCUCGGAGACCCAGGGGCAGAUAGUGGGGGCGAGGGAAAGUCUAAACGGGCGGGAAAAUAAGGCACGAAGAAAAGUAAAGAACGGCGAGAAGAGCCCUGGGGACAAUGUCUUACCAGACCAGUUCCAAACGAAGCCAGAAAAAAUACAAAUUUCGAUUUUCAAAAAUCGAUAAAAUAUACCCUCCGAGAUCACUCGUCUAUAAAUAUACCCUGCGGUUUUUUGAAAAAUGCGAAAUUUGUAGGCAUGGACCAAAUUAUGUGCAAAAACUGUAACAAAAGUAGCUGAAUGCAAGUUACUAAAAUUCUUCUUACUCGAGAUCGCCCGGGGCAAUUCUCCUCUUUUUUUGUACGCAGUUUUCAAAGGAAUCAAACCACUAUGAGAUGAAGCCGCGUUUCCAAAGCUUAUAUUUUUCUUAAAAAUUUAGCUAAUUGUGUGGAUAGCAUGCUAUUUCACUGUUUUUAUGAUGCUUAAAACUUCGUUUCAAAAUAUCUCGAAAACGCUCUCAUACAAUUUGUUCAGACUUUGCCAUAAUUGAGGCAAUUAUGGCAGGUACAAACUCCCUUAAGCGAUUUCUUAAAAAAACUCGUGGUACAGAGAAACACAAAGAUAAAUAAAAAACAUAAUGGCGUUGUUACGUUGCCAUGGCGACUCCGAUUGCAAUAAAACCCAGAUCAUAAGAAAUUUUCAUCUUCAUACAAUACAGUUGUGGUAAUCUUUUUCCCAUAUCUUUGCUCAUGGCGACGUAGUUAAUGCUAAAACUUGGGAGGUAUCCCCUCAAAAAAAUCCAGUCGAGCCACCUUAAACAUGUCCGAUUUGGGCUGGUAAUGUAACGAUAUGUAAAUUCAAGUGAAUGUUUACACAAAGCCAACCCAUCAUGACUGACCGGCUCUUUUCCAGCCAAUCUCUAUUCCCACCCGCAGGCGGUCUGUACACUAACUUCUUACUUGGGGCAAGAUAUUGGGUUAGAUCAGAAUAGGUGGGCAGCCUGGUCAAAAAAUGAUUGUUCCACUUUAGGUUCUUUUAUGACAACAUCUGGCGAGAAUGGGAUGCAGAUGACGAUGGUGAUUACUGUUUUGCAAGUAGACAUCUAGAAACACGUCUUCAACUUUACCAUGAAAUACAAGAUGGAAACUUGCCAAAGGACCUUGUACAGAGAUACAAAGGUACUCCGCUCACCUUGCUGCGUAUCGUGCGUCAGACGGUACUGAUUUACCAUCUGCUGUUCAAUAACUUUUCUUUUUUAAAAUUUCCAAAGAAUAAAUCAAAAUGAACUAUAGAAUCUUUCGGUGUCAAUCAAUUCUUCUUAUCUUUUCAACGAUAAAGGUUGAGACGGAUCAGUAAGAUCGUCAGUCUUGAUCUGCAUAGUUCUUCGUUUGAUGCUAAAGCCGAAAUGAUUUCCAUAACGUACUUUAUUAAACAAAGUUAUCAUCCCUAGCCUGUUUUAAGUUUCUCGCAUCGCCACUACAAAACUACUAGGAAGUAAUCAUUGAUCUUUAAUUAAGCGUAAAUUUGCGUUAUUUCAAAGUUCAUCGCGAUUAUUCCGCCCACCUCAAUUAGCCCACAGUUAACAAAUUUAGUUGAAUUGUUAAGACCAGCAUCUACGUUCAAAACGAGAAAGGAAACUAUGCUGUGGUGUGUUCACGUUCUCAUAUGAACGUCGCAUUAACAAAUUUCACGUCGUAGUUGAGGAGAGAAAAAGACGAAAUGUACCAAAAAGUGAGAUGCAUGUGCAGAAUUAUUUUUUUGUUCAAUAAUCCAAUUUUUUUUCUAACGUUGUCAAAGUCGUCUUGAUUGCUUAAACUCCCUAAUUAAUAAAGUCGAUACGAUUUUGAAAUCACGCGCAUGAUUUCAGACCAAAGUUGUAUUCCACUCAGUUCAAUGACCGUCAAGCGAUGUUGAAUUAAUGCUGCAUUGUUUUUUUGUCUGUGUGGGCGAUUCUGUGCCGUUAUAGAUACUUAUGAACAAUACGGACAGAAGCUUGCAGAACUGAAAAAGCUUCAGGAACAAAUAGGAGCAAGUGACCUUGACCAAGAGCUUGAUGAAAUGGAUGUCCUUAAAUGUGCACAGAUGUCUGAGUUUUGUGAAUCUUUAGCUCAUUCCCUGCAAAUUAUAGAAAAUCCACAGAUGAGGUACCUUUUAGCUUCUGUUUCACCAAAGAUGAUCAGACAGAAACCAAGAGGCAUUAGAAAAGAAGGAGAUGAUCCAGUCACCUUUAUUGUUGCUCCAAAACUACAAGCUGGAAUGCUAAAGUGCUUUCAAGGUAAAUACACUUGCCUAGAUUGUACUUCCACUUUAUCCACCUUGUAAAUGUAGCGCUGGGUGGUCUGUGGAGUCCCUGGCCCUCUCUUAGGUUUGUCACAACUUAGGUGUAUGCUACGUUCAUCCUCUUGAGGUCUCUUAUUUAUGUUGACGCAGCAUAAACAAGUAAGAAAAACAUUUUGACUACUUUAGGAAGCAGCACCAGUCAAUCAAUCACAUUUGUUGCUCUAAAAUCUGUGGAAUGAAAUUCUCACUUUUUUGUUUUGAAGUCUAAGAAAGAGUGGAGAUUAAACUACGGGCCACUGGGGAGACCGUCAACAACCUAGAAUAAAUGUUUUUGUGGCUAAUUCUAAGCCAACAAUUUGUCCAUAUUAAAUAUUUACUUUCUUAAAUCAAAUGUCAAAUCGCUUUCUUUGAGACUUAAUAUGAGACUCCUAACUUUCAUCGAGAAGCAUUUGAAAAUUUAUAGUGAGUUUCAGGAAGAUUUAUUUCAACCUCGUUCCCAGGUUGGUUUCGUUCUAGUUAGUACUACAAAAAGAGUAUUUUGGUCGCAAAGAAUGCCUGGCGGCCUAAAGAGAAGGAACAGACGCCAUUUUAAACCUUGUUUCUUUGCCAAUGUUCUCCCUUUUCAGCGAAUAACCCCUGGCCCCCACGGGGGUGGGCCUGGAAAGUGGCACUACACCAACCUGGCCCUCUGUUACUUGAGGCGUCUGUACUGAUGUAUCAACAAUUUUGCCAGUGGUUUAUCUUUGUCGCACUUAAUCAAGUUAUUUUUGAGUGCCGCACAGCUGAACACCUACCGAUGAUAAUUUGGUUUUUUUCCUUCUCGACAGACAACACAGUGAUAGAGCAUUUCCCGUGCUUGGGAACGGCACUCAAUAGAUAUUAUAAAGGAGACACAGUUGUUGUUUAUCCAGGAAGAUAUAUGCUCGAUAAAGCCUACUAUCUUGCAGAUUCUCUUCAUAUUGUGGGAAAAGGAAAUUCUUCCGAGAUUGUUGGUAAGAGUAUGGGUACUAGCCUUUUCACAGUAUACAUGUAUAUUUAACUACUAAGGGGGCUUCAAACAGGCUUUUAAACAUUGGUCAUUUUGACCCGUACGUUUUACGAUAUGUCAGAAAAAACCAACUACACAAGUUUUCUAGGUUGUUAUUUACAUUCAAAAUAGACGAUUUGUCUUUUGUGUUCUGGUGACAUGGUCCUCCUGUGAAGACAGUAUGACGUCAGUUCACGACAUUUGGAACCAUUUGGUCCCACCACCUUUGAGGCAAAACUCUCCAUUUCGAUGAUUUAUUUACAUAGUUACUUGUCACCUCAUGAAGAAACAGCAGAAAAAAGGCCUCAGUCUAAUUCAAUCCUUUUAGUAUUUAACCUUCAUAGAAAGUGGCAGUAUGGUAAAAUAACUCAACAGUAUGUUAGUCUGUUGCAGUGACAAUGAUGAAUUCACGCUUGAAUGCAAUGCGUGUGACGUAAGCAUCAAGAAUGUAAGCUUUCAGCAGGAUGGAAAUGAUAAUGAAGGACUAAUUAACAUCAAUAGUGGCUGUGUCACAAUUGACAACUGUGAAAUAAGAUGCGUGACAAAUGGCGUGACAGUAAAGAGCAGUGGACAGAUAAUUAUGAGAGACAGUAAACUUCAUGGUGCUAAGGUAAGAGUAUUGUACAGUACCGCAAAUGAUCCCCAACCGCAAAUGAUCCCGAGACCGCAAAUGAUCCCCAAAAUGGACCGCAAAUGAUCCUCGACCGCAAGUGAUCCCUAAAGUCGACCGCAAAUGAUCCCGUGAAAACUUGAGGAAUGGAAUGGAUUUUAUGGGACUGAUUACAAAAAAGGACUGAUUAUAAAAAAGAAUCCUUUUUCUCUCGCCUUUUAAAGAAAAAGGGAAGGAGGACGCUACAUCUCAGGUCAAUUUAUACAAGGUGAAAAAAAAAAUUGAAUAAAUCUGAAAAGUAUGGUAUUAACCGUAUACUUCUUCCUUUGUCGAUUGCUUCAAUUUUUUUGAAGAAUGUUUCGUCUUUUGCAAAAUUUAAGACAGGCAGGACGUUACGCCGAAAAAACUCUAUUAUUUUAACGCCUAGAAGCUCACCUUUUCUACUGAGGAAUACAAAGCUGGGCACCCUCUACAUAACAAGAGCUUUAUUGACUUUACUGAUCUUUUUGAACGCGUGAAAUUAAUCAGCCAGAAUAUUUAAUUUUGAUUUUUCUCUUAAGUGUUAAUUUUACGUGAUAAACAGCAAAACAUUUGUUCGUAACUUAGGUGCCCGUUACGAAACAAGACAUGAUUUAACAUAAACACAAGACAAAAUGCCCCCGAACUUAUCAAUGUCCACAGGUUUCGGUUUAUUUCGAAAUAGCAACUUUCUUACAGCUCAUGAAAGUGUUGUGGAUAGUUAUAUUGGCGCUUUUAUGUAUAUUCAUUUGUUGUGCCUUUGCUGAAGGCAGUUACCAGGAAUCUAAACCUGGUAAUGAGAAACACAAAGCCAGGUGAGCGGUAGUUAUCGCGUGACAAAAAACACCGUCAGGGAAACCGUCACAUUCACAGACAAAAAAGAAAAAUCGCUUAUGAUUAUUCGGAUCCAGGAGGCACUUUGGAGAAAAAAAUUAAACAACCUAGAAAAAAAACCCUUAUUUAGCGGCAAUGAAGAGCUGACUGCAUUUAUAAAAAGAGGUCAAAGGAAACAGAAACAUUUUUAUGAAAUGCUCGAUUGCAUCAAAAGGGCAAAUCAUGCCGACCAGAAACAACAAUAAUCGCAUUUCAUGAAUAAAAAAUGCAUGUCAUGACCUCUCAGUAUGAAAUAAGCGGAAAAAAAAGAAAAAGUCACAUUUGCUUUGAAUGAUUUUUUUUCCAUUUAGACAACUUUUUUUUUAGUCAUUUAUUUAUUUGAGAAGAAUUUAAACGUUUUUACGUCUUUUUCAAAUUGGUCAUUUUAAUCUGACACCUUUUACUGUAAUAAUAAUAAAAAUCGACACGAUGGUCCGAUGUUUUAACUGUUGAGUCCCGGUCAUUCGGCUCUUUUUUUUUUUCAGGGGAUCAUUUGCGGUCGACGUUUUCCGUUUUGGGGAUCUUUGGAUUGCCAUUUUCUGGGCGGUCGAGAAGUUUCAUUUUCGGUCCAUUUUCAAAACAAGGAAGGGAUCAUUUGAAUGGGUCUUUUUUCAUGUUGUUGUGGAUCAUAGUUGUUACGUAGAUGCGGUUGGGGAUCUAAAUAUCUCGCUUCGUUAACCAAUCAGAAUGCGAGAUUUUACUUAAUUAUGCGAUUCUAGCAGCAAUUACCAUGCUAUGAGCAUUUCUAAACUGCUUUUCGCUAUUUUUGGCUAUUUUUUUUUUAAUUAAGAAACUAAACACUUUCACAUUUGCCUGUGGUGCAUCACUUUAUUUUGACGUAAUAAAAUGAGUGUAAAGAAUGACUUUCUGAAAAGAUAGCUAUACAAUAAUGAUUUUGUAUAGCUUACAACAUUUUAAGGUGACCCUUUUUUUUGAAAAAAAAAAAAAUCCUUGAGGAGGAAAAAAAAAUAUUUUAGGAAAAAAAAUAUCCUGCCCACCAUAGAAAAAAAAUUUAUUUGAGAAGUAAACUUUAGCUUUUAAUCUGACUUACUGUAAUAAUAAUAAAAUCGACACGAUGGUCCGAUAACUUGAGUCCCGGUCAUUCCUAUUUUUCUUUCGGGAUCAUUUGCGGUCGACUUUGGGGAUCACUUGCGGUCGAGAAUCAUUUGCGGUCUCGGGAUCAUUUGCGGUUGGGGAUCAUUUGCGGUACUGUACAGUAUUCACAUUUAUUAUUAUAUUAAAGUGUAAUAAUAUUCCUCUUUGCUUUUAGAAAACUUUCUUGACAGGUUAGAUACAAAGCUCAACAAUGGAAGUACAGUCAACGAUUGAAGUUCUCGUAACGACCACUACAGAAAUUCCAGCGAUCGCAAGCGAUAAGUAUGGUAAAACAAUAGAGGAUGAUCGCUUACGAGAGCUUCAGAAAAUCAUUAAUAAUUCUGGGAGGUCUUUGCCGCGAAGGCUAAGUGGACUCUUACAGUUACAAUACUGCACUGUACAAGAUCUUUAACAACGAAACAUUAGCGCAGCGUGCAGUUUCAUUAAAGUGAUGAUUUAAAAGUCGAUUACUAGAGCUUACAAACAAAGAAAGAGUCCAGUCAGUUGGGUAAUCCCAAAAGUGGUCGCAGUCGCUUACGGGAAAGGUCGCACUUGCGAUAGCUUUUCAUUACAAAGUUCACGUCACAGUUCAAACGGGGUUUCACAAAGGUUGUGGCACCUUGAGCUGGUCGCUUACGAGAGUGGUCGAAAGGAGAGCUUCGACUGUACUAUUAAUUUGCUGAAAGCGGCUUUGAGAGAAAAAAAAUCCCGAAAAUGACAUGAAAGUGUGAUGGUAUAAUCACGCUUCAGAUAAAUAUGGUGAAGAGAUGUGAUAAACACCCGUUUCUUCUAGGAUUCCUUCUCUGCCCUCCUUAAAUAAACUUUCCCAUAAAGAUCUUCUUAAACUUCUGAACGCUUACCGUAAAAGGAAAAAAAUUCUUCCCAAUUCUUUGGUGCCUGGACAUCAGUUAUAACACCACGCUCGCUGCGUGUCGUGUUUGAUAUAUUACGUAAUCUAAUCUAAUGAAUUUGAUGACAAAAGGGGGAAGUAAAGACGUCUCCUCCUGUAAACAUUCACAAAUUGCACCCUAAACUGAGGUUGUUAUUUAUCCAGUCUGCAGGAAUUAUAGUUUACCGUGGAGCAGGUGUUUGUCUAGAAAACAACAAGUUCUAUGAUAAUGGCGAAUAUAGCAGCGAUUCUCCGUCAGAGCAACCCACUGGAGCCAUUUUACUGGAGGUCUGUCGUAUUUUUACUAACAAAAUUAAAUGCCAAAUGUAUCGAGAGUGCUUGAAAAUUCUUUCGAAUCGUUUCUUUUCUCUGUGGGUGCGUUCAAUUUGGAAAUCUGGAUUUAGAUUUUAAAAUCCGGAUUUUGGAUUUGCAAUCGAACGCGAAAUCUGAAAACGGAUUUCAACACUGAGAUAUCUGUUCUUGAAUUCCCUUUCUUUCCGUUUUUUUGGGAAAUCCGAAAAACGAUUUGAUAAACAGUUCUUAAGAACAGCGGCCUUGCACGCUCACGCAUAAUUAGCAAAAAGAAGACCACAGUUCACGAUAAUAGUUUUGCAUAUUCUUUUUCGGAUUUCCCAAUCGAAUAGUAAAAGGAAAUCCAUGAAAUCCGGAUUUGGAUUUCUUAAUUGAAAUCCACCAUAAGGACGGAUUUCUCGGAGGUGAAAUCCGUUUUCGGAUUUCGCGUUCGAUUGCAAAACCCGAAAUCCGGAUUUCCCAAUCGAACGCAACCUGGAUGCCCCGGCUAAACAGUCCAACAUUUUCGCCCAACAUCAUGGUUCAUUUUAACGUAACUAUUUGGCCAAACCAUGGUAAAUAACCCUCUUAAAAUCGAGCGUGUGCCGAAGACCAAAUUUCGAGAAUUGCCGGGUUAUAAAAGUGGGGCACUGGUCCGGGCCGUAAGUUCUUUGUUGUUUCCCUUCUCAAAGAACAAAAAGAACGUCAGCAUUGGAGGCUACUCGACUUCUAACUUUCGCUUUCUCUCCUCCUCGUUUAUUUCCGCCUCCCCCUUUUUUUUCUCUUUAGCUGGACAUCUACUAGGUUUCAUUUCGUUAGGAAAAGAUUUCGCAAAAACCCGAGGAUCAUGAAAUUAUGUUGAUAUUUUGAAGGAAAUACAAGCAGGUAGUGGAAUAAGACUUAGAGUUUCCUAAUUUUCUGGUUACCUUUGGUUUUCUCUUACUCGUUUAACUGAAGUGAUUCGUUCAUUUGGUAAUUUUUGAAAGAUGUCUAUGACCUUCAAAACUAGUGACGUCACAAGUGGUACAAGGGAUGUGAAUGCACAUGUGUUGUUUCCGGUGGUUGAGGCCUGCCGUGAGUGUGUUAUUAACGGCCACAGUGUUGUCACAAAGUUAAGGGUUCUGAUUGGUUGCUUUCUGUUUCCAACUACUGUACUUAGCUUUGUUCAAGAGGUAACUAAGCGAAUUUAAAACAGUGAAAAAAAAGUUAGAUGAAAACUGCUUGGGAAACCAAUCAAAUGCAAAGUUGAGAGAGGAAAGUACUGAAAAACCUUAACUGAACAUAGUAUUUCAACUGACAUCAAUUCCUGUUGAAUGAAUAUGUUUGAUCGUUGAGCCGCAGCUUUGGAGUCAUUUCGAAUCCUUGUGCAGCUGCCAGCCAAAACGUUUCUGUUAUGAAUCGACAUUCCACAAUAUUUGCCAAAGCACCUGUUGAAAUUUAAAAAAAGAUUUUUUUUUGUUGACCUUUAAAAGAAAUGGUCAAAGUAUGCGCAUAACUUUAAUGUUGAAUAUAAUACAAAAAAUCUUUUGAGGUUUAUUUUUUUCUUGGACUCUUUUGUUCGUUCUUCUUAUUUAUUUAUUAUUUAUUUAUUAUUUCGGAGUUCCAAAACCCUAACUUUCAAAACGAGACUAUGUGCGAAACCUUUCUUGUAAAAUGAAUUUUAUUUGCUUGAGAAUAAAAUGAAAUCGUUUUCGUAUCAAUGGCUUCGCACUUAGCCUCACUUUGAAGCAGAGGCUUGAGACAUCUCGAAAAUGACCUAAUAAUCCUCCUGAUUUUUUGCAGGCAGUGUCAGAUUUUCGAAAGACCAAAGCUGUUCUGACAGACAAUUAUAUUUCAAACAACCACUAUGGUAUCUGUGUGAAGAAAGAUGACAAGACGUACAAUGCAGCCAGUGAAGAUCCUGAGCAUGGCGUUGAAAUAGAGAUGUCAAACAAUGUCUUUGAGGAUAAUAUUUAUGGGGACAUAAGUCACGUCCUUGUAAAUGAGGACUAA
This is a messenger RNA of Porites lobata, 13231 nucleotides long. The record is from the annotation of a GenBank genome assembly. Lineage: Eukaryota; Metazoa; Cnidaria; Anthozoa; Scleractinia; Poritidae.